This is a messenger RNA of Strongyloides ratti, 2001 nucleotides long. RefSeq lists its product as hypothetical. The coding region runs from base 1 to 2001 and encodes 666 amino acids. The record is from RefSeq and is a predicted model, not a curated record. The transcript is spliced from 2 exons. Lineage: Eukaryota; Metazoa; Nematoda; Chromadorea; Rhabditida; Strongyloididae.
AUGUAUUAUAAUACUAUAAUAUGUAUUUUUUUAUUUUCUAAUUUUUUCUAUAUCUUUGGACAAAAUAUAAAUGAUCCUGAUUAUUAUCCACCACAAAUUGAUCAUAACACUGAUCCUAUAAGAAGAUACUUAAAAUUAUGGAGUGGUAUUUUAAGAAAUGUUGCCGGAGAUACUGAACAACCAAAUUAUUAUCCACAAAAUAAUUAUGUUAGAGAUUAUCAACAAAAUUCUUAUCAAAAAACAUACAAUGAUUACAAUCAAAAACCUUUUGAAAAUUUACUUCAAAUGUGGAAAAAUAAAAUUGAAGAAAUAACAUUAGCACCAAAAGUUUAUACUGAUGGAAUUCCAUUAAAUCAAUUGAAACCUAAUACAAAUAAUGUCAAUAAUGAUGCACAAGAUUUUUCCCAAUCAUUUCCUGAUAUAAAAAAUAAUAAUAAUGACAAAGAAAUUAUUAAUGAAAUGUUACUUCAUAAAUUAUUACCUAGAAAUAAAGGUGAUAUGUAUGCAUUUACAUCAACAACAUUAAAACCUUCACCUACUACUACAACAAAUGAAGUGGUAACAAAAAAAAUAAAAAAGAAAAUUCAUAAGAAAUUAAAGAAAAAAAAUACUACUAAGAUAAUUGUUGAUUCAACAUUACCACCAAAUGACAAUAAUAUUGGUAAAGAUUAUAAAGUUAAAGUUAAAAUUGGGCCUACAGGAAAUGCUGAGGAAACAACAACUGUACCUACCACAGAAGUUUCAACAUUAAAAAUUGAAGUAGAAGGUAGUGGAGAAGAAAUAAAUAAUAAAGAAGAUGAAAAAUUUACCACUCUUGCAAUUGAUAGUGAUGAAGAUGACACCUCUGAGGCAGAAGAAGUUCAUUUAAAUGAAAAUAAUAUAAACAAAGAUAAAGUAAAUAAUAAUAAAAAUUUAAAUAACACAACUAGUGAUGUAGUAAACAAUAAUAAAAUUUCAAAAAAUAGCAAUAUUACAGAAGUAGAGGAAAAAAGUAGUAAAACAAAUGAUAAGGAUAAUGAUAUUUCUGAAUAUGUAGAGGAGUAUAGUGAUGAAGAAAAUGUUACUGAAAGUCAAAAUUUAAAAAAAAGUAACGAUUUAGAAAGUACUACUAUUGCAAGUAAGAUUAAAGAAGAUUAUAAUGUUACUGAGUAUUCAGAGGAAGAGGAUGGAGAUGAUGAUGAUGACGAUGAUGAAGAAGAAGAAGAAGAAGUACCAACAACAGUACAAUCAACAACAACAACAACAACUACAACCACAACUGUAGCAACAACUACUACAACAAAAAAAAAUAAAAAAAAUGAUAAACAUCCUAAGAAGGAAAAAGUUUCUAUCAAAGAAAAAAUGAAUAAGAAUAAUAAAAACAAUAAGAAAAAAAUAAAUGUUGAAAAGGAGGAAAAAUAUACAAUACCUGAAGCUGAGGAGGAAGAAGAUUUUUUGCUUCCAAAACACUCAUAUGCAUCUCAGAUUGACUCACUUCCAGAUGUAGAAUCAUCAUCAACAACCACAAAAUCUCCAGUACAAGGGCAAUCGGUGUAUAACUUCUACACAAAUGCUAAUGCUAAUUCAACACCUAAUAAUUCAAAUACAGUAGUUCCUGUUAAUACUAUGGUAGAUGGAAUAUUGCCAUUAUUAAUUCCUCUUCUUGCCUCAAGAACACCAUAUUUACAAAAUAUUUUUGAUAAUUUAGCUUCUGGUGUUAAAACAGAUAAUAAUUUAACACCAGUUAAAAAUGAAAAUUUAAUUUCAAUGGCAAAAAAUAAUAAAGAUAAUAAUAUUGAAGGUGAUAGAUAUUUAUUAAGUCAAGUAGAUGAAAAACCAACACAUACAAAAGAAGAUUUAAAGUUGAUCAAUAAGAAAAGAACACUUGAUUAUAUUUCAUCAGUUGUACCAAAACAAGUCUCAGAUACAAUUAACAAAAAUAAUAUACAAUAUUUUAAAACAAAACUUCCAGAAAAUAAUUCAAAUCUAGAUCACAUUCCUAUAAGACCAAACAAAUUAUAA